UCAGCCAAAAUAGCCAAAAGAGCGUGCGCGUCGUUCUACCUUUCCUUCGACUGAUCGGCGUUCGUUUUGCUGAGCCCUACGAGCGUCAAAAUGGACGAGAGCGGCGUCCUCGACCUCCAGCCUGCUCGCGGCAUCAUCCGGGACGUCUGGGCGUCCAACCUGGAGCAAGAGUUCCGCUCCAUUAUCCAGCUGGUCCAGCGCUACAACCACGUGGCCAUGGACGCCGAGUUCCCGGGCGUCGUGGCGCGACCGAUCGGUGAGUUCCGAGACGAUGCCGACUACCGUUACCAGACGCUGCGCUGCAACGUGGAGCUGCUCAAGAUGAUCCAGCUAGGUCUGACCUUCUUCGACGAGGCCGGCGGCACCCCUCCGCGACUCUGCAGCUGGCAGUUCAACUUCAAGUUCAGCCUCGCUGAGGACAUGUACGCCGAGGACUUCGUCAAACUGCUCACCGGCGCCGGCACGCAGCUGGACCGACUCGAGCGGGAAGGCAUCGAGCCCCAUGAAUUCGCCCAGCUGCUCAUCGCCUCGGGAGUCGUGCUCACGGAGGACGUGCGCUGGCUGACGUUCCACAGCGGCUACGACUUCGGCUACUUGCUCAGGCUGCUCACCAACCAGGACCUGCCGUCCGAGGAAUCGGAGUUCUUCGAGCUGCUCCGCGUCUACUUCCCCGUCAUCUACGACGUUAAGUACCUGACGAGGCAGUGCGAGAACGAGCAGCUGCGACUGAUGACCCGUGAGCUGGAGCUCCAGAGAAUCGGGCCGCAGCACCAGGCCGGGUGGCAGAGUCUUCUGACCGGGGCGGCCUUCUUCAAAGUGCGCGACUCGUUCUUCAAGAACAGCAUCGACAGCGCGUCGUACGAGGGACGCCUGUACGGCCUCAGAGGCUCGUGCCACGACGGAGAGAGUCCGGGCAGUGAUGCCGGCGCCGACUGGGCAGUCGUCGUUUCGGAUAGCGGGGACGGUGCCACCGGCACGACGCUGGACAGCAGCGUUGACACUACGAAAAAACAUAGCUGCGUAUAAAGCUACCAUAACACCGCCAAACAUUGGACCAAAGUAAUGAAAGCUAGAUAAAUUAUCGGCCCUCUCGCCAUUCUCCAGAUUCUUUGGCGUCCCGAUGGUUGGCGUCCUCUGUGUGUGCGCCAAGUUCAGGACUUCAGGUCAUGCGCGUUUAUUUUUAGCAGCAACGCAAGACUGCACUAUUUUUUUUUUCAAUUUCUCCUAUUUAUAUCGAUUAGCACAAAUGUAUCUCCUAUUCUCAUUAAAUUUCUCUACGCCUCUCACG
This is a messenger RNA of Ixodes scapularis (black-legged tick), 1288 nucleotides long. RefSeq names its product CCR4-NOT transcription complex subunit 7-like. Lineage: Eukaryota; Metazoa; Arthropoda; Arachnida; Ixodida; Ixodidae. The transcript has a single exon. Gene Ontology annotation, molecular function: nucleic acid binding; poly(A)-specific ribonuclease activity. The record is from RefSeq and is a predicted model, not a curated record. Bases 91 to 1026 code for a protein of 311 amino acids. Gene Ontology annotation, cellular component: P-body; CCR4-NOT core complex; CCR4-NOT complex.